Messenger RNA from Tripterygium wilfordii, 1469 nucleotides. RefSeq names its product 60S ribosomal protein L3-like. The record is from RefSeq and is a predicted model, not a curated record. Gene Ontology annotation, molecular function: RNA binding; structural constituent of ribosome. The transcript has 6 exons. Lineage: Eukaryota; Viridiplantae; Streptophyta; Magnoliopsida; Celastrales; Celastraceae. Gene Ontology annotation, cellular component: ribosome; cytosolic large ribosomal subunit. Bases 77 to 1246 code for a protein of 389 amino acids. Gene Ontology annotation, biological process: ribosomal large subunit assembly; translation.
CUAGAUAGGGUUUUAGCUCCAGCAUCUUGUUCUGAGCGCCGCAGCGAAGCAGGGGAGGCAGCUCAGGAGGAGAAGAAUGUCUCACAGGAAGUUUGAGCACCCAAGGCAUGGAUCCCUUGGAUUUCUUCCAAGGAAGCGUGCGGCUCGUCACAGAGGAAAAGUGAAGGCAUUUCCUAAGGAUGACCCAAGCAAGUCACCCAAGCUAACUGCCUUCUUGGGUUACAAGGCUGGGAUGACUCACAUUGUCAGGGAGGUCGAGAAACCUGGAUCAAAGCUUCACAAGAGGGAGACAUGUGAGGCUGUGACAAUAAUUGAGACCCCUCCCAUGGUGGUGGUUGGAGUUGUUGGUUACGUGAAGACACCGCGUGGUCUUCGCUCUCUAAACACUGUCUGGGCCCAGCAUCUGAGUGAAGACGUGAAGCGAAGGUUCUACAAGAAUUGGUGCAAGUCCAAGAAGAAGGCUUUCACAAAAUACUCCAAGCAGUAUGAAACUGAAGAAGGCAAGAAAAGUAUCCAAGCUCAGCUUGAGAAGAUGAAGAAAUAUGCAACUGUCAUCCGUGUUUUGGCACACACUCAGAUUAGGAAAAUGAAGGGAUUGAAGCAGAAAAAAGCACACCUUAUGGAGAUCCAGGUCAAUGGCGGAACUGUGGCUCAGAAAGUUGAUUAUGCAUAUGGCUUCUUUGAGAAGCAAAUCCCAAUUGAUGCUAUUUUCCAGAAGGACGAAAUGAUUGACAUCAUUGGUGUUACAAAGGGUAAGGGGUAUGAAGGUGUUGUCACUCGUUGGGGUGUCACACGGCUUCCUCGAAAGACCCACAGGGGUCUUCGUAAGGUGGCUUGUAUUGGUGCUUGGCAUCCUGCCAGAGUAUCAUUUACAGUUGCCAGAGCUGGUCAGAAUGGGUAUCACCAUCGCACUGAGAUGAAUAAAAAAAUUUAUAAACUCGGCAAGGCUGGUCAGGAGUCCCACACUGCUGUUACUGAGUAUGAUAGGACUGAAAAGGAUAUUACUCCAAUGGGUGGUUUCCCUCACUAUGGUGUUGUGAAGGAUGACUAUCUAUUGAUCAAGGGGUGCUGUGUUGGGCCCAAGAAGAGGGUGGUCACCCUACGCCAGUCGCUGCUCAAGCAGACAUCUCGUUUGGCACUUGAGGACAUCAAACUCAAGUUCAUUGACACCUCAUCAAAGUUUGGACAUGGCCGCUUCCAGACAACAGAGGAGAAACAGAAGGUUUAUGGACGUCUGAAGGCGUAAUUAUGCUAUUAUUCUUUUUCAAGUUUCGAGCUGCCAUAAUAGUUAAGAGGAUUGUUUUUCUAUUUUCAGUAAUUGAGAUUUUUAUUUGGAACAGUUGUGUUCUCGCAGUUGUUGUGUGGGAGAUUGAAUUGUGGAGGAUAUAUUGUUGCAAUGUUUCAAUUUCGGAUCAUCGUUUGUUUUAUUUACCUUGGAAUUUUGAUGCCAUAUGGUUUGUGAUUUUGUU